AAUGAGUGCAAUCAAAAUGUAAUGCAAGCCGAGACGAAUGCACGUAGAGAGAAAAUAAUCAUACAAAAUCAAAUGAUUAUAAACACGCAACAGCAACAGCAGCAGCAACAACAGCAACAACAGCAGCAAGCACAUAUUAAUAAAAAGUUUAAGAAACAUGCACAACAGUCAACUUUAUUUUCUACCACCGCGGCGAUGGCCACCGGCAACAAUAACAACAACAACAAUAAUAAUAGCAACAACACCAACCAGAUGGGCAAUAGCAAUAUUAGUAACAACAACAAUAGCAACAAUAAUCGCAAUCAAAAUGAGAUUUCCCAUUUAUUUGCACACUCCCCCACGGCAGCCACAUACGUUCAAGCGCAACUUAACGGCAUCAAUUUCGCUGCUGAUAACCAAACCGUUAUUACAGCCGUCUCUCCUAGCAACAACAACACCAAUAACAAUAACAACAGCAACAAUGUGAACAUGAAUUCCAAUAUCAACAGUUUGUCCACACCCAACAACAAUCACAGCAACAACAGCAGCAGCAACACCACCAACAUAAAUUCGAAUGCCACAAUCACCAACACCGCCACAAAUAAUGCAACACAAGCCAUCGCAACUGGUGGCAACAGCAGUAAUGGUGUACCGGUCGUCACCUACAAUGGCAAUCAAUAUUGUGUAAUCACGCGCAAUGACUCCGGCAGCGCCGCUGAGAAAUCGGAAUUAGUACAAAUUCACGGCCAAUUCACUACCGACAAGGAGGGCAAGACGAAUAUAAUUCUGAUGUCGCCCGUUUCGGUGCCGAUGCAAAUGCAAAUGCACGUGCCAAUGCAAGUGGAAGUGCAAAAUCCCAAUUGAAUGGAGACACAGCAGUGUGGUGAGAGCUGGCGCUGAGGCGUCCAGUCACACCGUGAAAUGGUGAAAUGGUUUACCAGGAAUGGUGAUUUGGUGUAUUGAGUGUGGUUUGUGGUAAUUGCUGUCAGCCAAAAGGCACUAACUUUGUAGGCGUUCCAUGCAGCUAGCCAGGCUGUUAGUCAGGAAGGCAGCAGCGGUGGUAUUGUAAUAAAUUAGAUAUUGAAAUCAGCAAUUCCAAAAUAGUUUUUCAAAUUUCUACUUUUUAAACUCACUUAAGUGGAAAAAAUUAAAAUUUAGUGGUAACUAUGUAUGUAAGAUGUGAAAAAAAACAUUGUUGUGUCGCAAUUGAACAAGUUUAUUUUAUACCCAAUGCACGCGCCGUAGGUGGAUGAUAUUAAUGUCAUGCAAAAACCAAACGAAAGGCCAUAGAACGAUAAGUACAGAGAAUCAGCUUCACAAAAUUAACGGACUGAUCAUUUAAGAACAUAUUGGUCUAGUCAAAUACUUCAAGAAUUGAGUGAGGUUUUCAAAAAAAUUAUUUCAAAUUGUUCGAGAAUCCUAAUAUCUCUUAAGUUUUUUCCUAGAAGGAACUAGUAUGCCCUAGAAUAUAUCCAUAAUUCAGAUCACUUGCUUCACAAGGUCAGAAGCAAGAUGAAUUUUUAGAAGCUGAAUUGUCACAUCAUAUGAUUGCUUUUUCUUACUUCCAUUGCAACAAAUUGCACAAACAAAAUACAUACUCGUACAUGAGAAUUAGGUUUUGACUUCUCGAACGUUCGAUUACACAAACAAGUUACAUUGGAGUAAUUUCGUUUUUGACAUUUCGAAUCUAUAAAUACACAAACGAAAUACAUGGGCAUUUUGUUUUUAUAUUCUUGCUACUCCCUUGUGUUGGUUUGCCUUGGUACAGAGAAAAAAAUUGUUUCUUGAUAUUUGAGAAAAUUUAAAUUUUUUCGAAAAUGUUAAUAAAUAGAGAUUUUUAACUUGUAGCAUCGAUUGCUGAUGCUUGGCACCCUAUAGCCUUUCUCCAAAUUUUAUUAAGACAAAUUGGUUAUUUAGUCAGAUAUGUACUUUUUUUCAUAAGAGAACUGUUGCUCUUUAUCCAGAAAAUCAUAAUCCAUAUUAUUCAAAUGUUCGAUUCGGAAAAAGGCAAAAAUUUUUCUACAAAAAAAAUAUCCGUUUAUUUUUAUACACUUCAUUUUUGCUUAGGAAUAUAUGUAUGUAUUUAAUUCAUUUCUGUCAAAUAUCUCAAAAGUAAAUUAAGGAAAUGAAGUUUAAUGCUCAUCGUUCUUCCAUUUCUUUCGAAAUUUUGUGAUUUUCUCGAAAAUGCCUCAUUACUUCCAUGGUUUCAACUGAAUUCCACUAAAUUUGUCAUUAUCGAUGGUGUGCGAAAAUUGAUAUUGCAAGGUCAUCAUGUGGCACAUCGAGAGAUUGAAAAAACUCAAGACAUUAGUGGGACCAGCAUAAAUUAGUAUCUUUUAUAAAUUUUCUUCUGUCCGUACCAAUGAAAAUAUCUUUUUCAGUUUAAUUUGAGUUUUUUGUGUUCAAGCUUAGGUACCUCUUUCGACUUCACUGGAACUGUACUCAGUCUACAAUAAUUAUAUUAAUUGUGUUAGAAUGUUUAAAACAUUUUUUCUAGGUCUGUUGAGCUUCUUCUUCCAUAUUUUUGGACGAAGCAUUAAUUGUCCUGUAACUAAACAAUUUUAACUCGCUUCUUUGGGAAUUUGUAAGAUGUUUGCCGUAUUUUCAUAUCAGAUGGAAUUUUAUAUUUUUAGAGACUUCUGAGAUCAUGGACCAUUGCGUCUACCAUACAAAAUCCUUAUCUUUCUAAUGUAAUAUAUUCUUUGAAACGGCUGAGCCAAUUUUCAUGAAAUUUGGUGUGCAUAUCGGCUGGGGGUACGUCGGACAACAUCUAUUUUUCAUACCGGAUUUAGCAGGAAUACUUCAUUCGUUUCAAGGAAGUCGUCUGACCUAAUCGAAAAAAUCCCUUUUAUGGCUUGAAUAAAUUUAUUUAUAUAGAACUGUUGAAAACAAGUUUUUCCUGAAAUGAGAACUGCUGGACCGAUUUGGCUAAAUAUUUAAUAGGAGAAGGUUUUUACGCAUGAAAAUUUAACUUUAUUCCGUAAAGAUUUAAAGCGUUCUAUUGAACGGCAAUAAGAACAUGAGAAAAUGAAAGGAAUGUGCUCUUCGUUGCCUGUUCGCGUUCCGAAAAGCGAUAUCGUUUUCUACCGAUUUCAAGACCAUUUAAAUACUCGAAGUGUAGAAUUUUAAAUUAUAAGUGCUCUUUAACUAUAAUUUAAAAGCCUUUUUUUGAAACUACAACGUACUCUUUUGGAGACCUUGAUGUCAAAUAGAAAAUACAUUGCGGAAGCGAAUAGUGUUAUAUGAAUUUUCAAUAUUUGGAAAAGGCUGAUGGACUUAGUUUAAUACUAUAAGCUUGCAAGAUUUUCUUGCAGAAGUUUCUCCUAUCUCGACAAUUUCGAUAAGAUAUUUUUUCUUAUUUUCCUAUUUAAUAUUUUUUUACUUGCUUAUUUUUUAAUUUUCUUUUCAAUUUCCGUUUAAAUAUUUGAAGCCAAAAAUGUGUACUUCACACUGUGGCUGCGAUAAAAAUUGCAAAUUGAAUUUUAAGUAAAUUUUGAAGCCCACUUACAGCAUGCGUUGGGUAUAAACCGAUUGUAGGUUUAGGAAAUAUUGGAAAAUUGUAAAAGAAAAUUGUAUUGCCAUAAGAUAAAUGAAAAAUAGUUCAAAAUUUUUAUACUCAUUGAAUAUAUAUGUAUGUAUUGUAAUUAUCUCUCUAUCGUUUGCUACGUUAUCUUCAAUGUUGCAAACUUGAAAAGCAAAGAUGAAAACAUAAAUUUGUCAUUACAAAAACGAAAAAGAAAUAUGUAUGUAGUGUUUGGUUUUCACGGCAUGACGUUGUCGCGGCAUACUUAAGUAAAAAAAAAUAAAGAAAAAAUAAAUUAAAUGAUUAAAAAAGGUAAAGUUAAAAUAAUUAAUAAAAAAAUAAAAGAAAAAGUCCACCAAAAAUAGUAAGAAAAAAUUAAAAAAAAAAACAACGCCCUAUUGUUGCAAUAGCUUACCCCUCCUAAAAAUAAUCACUUAAGAAUUGUAAGCGUAAAGAAAUAUUUAUUUAUGUAUUUUAAGAAAAAAAAAAACAAAAAAAAAAUAUUUUUAAAAAAUUCUGUAAAUAACGUAUUAGCAGCAAAAGUGAUUGUUUCAAAGAAUGAAAAAUAAAAAUAAAUAAUAAAUA
This is a messenger RNA of Ceratitis capitata (Mediterranean fruit fly), 4087 nucleotides long. Its product is annotated as homeobox protein 5-like. The record is from RefSeq and is a predicted model, not a curated record. The transcript has 2 exons. NCBI's taxonomy places the organism in Eukaryota, Metazoa, Arthropoda, Insecta, Diptera, Tephritidae. Bases 22 to 843 code for a protein of 273 amino acids.